GGAGCCGGCACUGGGAGCUGGUAUGGAGUACUGGGAGGUGACAGAGGGCACUGGGAGCUGGCACCGGGCACUGGGAGCUGGCACCGAGCACUGGGAACCGGUACCGGCCCCUGGGAGGUGGCGCUGGGAGCUGGUAUGGAGCGCUGGGAGUUGAUGGUGGACACUGGGAGCCGGCACUGGGAGCUAGUAUGGAGUACUGGGAGGUGACAGAGGGCACUGGGAUCUGGCACUUGGCACUGGGAGCUGGCACCGAGCACUGGGAGGUGACACUGGGCAGUGGGGACUGGUAUGGAGCACUGUGAGGUGAUGAGGAGCACUGGGAGCCGGCACUGGGAGCUGGUAUGGAGUACUGGGAGGUGACAGAGGGCACUGGGAACUGGCACUGGGCACUGGGAGCUGGCACUGGGCACUGGGAGCUGGCACCGAGCACUGGGAACCGGUACCGGCCCCUGGGAAGUGGCGCUGGGAGCUGGUACGGAGCGCUGGGAGUUGAUGGUGGACACUGGGAGCCGGCACUGGGAGCAGGGCAUGAGCGGAGGCGCCGGGGGCUCGGAGCGGCGCGAGGAGCGGCAGCGAUUCCCCCCGCCCGGCAAGUCCCGCCCCAUCUCGGCUCUGAGGCAGAACGGCCUCCUGCAGGCUCUGGUGCGGGAAGCGGGGCAGCCGGCGGGCGCUGAGAUCAGUGAGGAGCUGCGGCGAGCCCAGGAGGAAUGGGAGGCUGUGGAAGAGAUCCAGUCAGGGCUCUGGGGGACGUUGGCCAGUGCCGCACCCCCGAUCUCCUUCAAUGAAGCACUGCAGUACUUCCAGACAGCCGACCUCUCCGAGUGCAGGGUACGGGCAGGGCCCUGCGCUCUGGCCCUCUCUCGGGGGGUAGUUUUAAAGAAGGUCCAGGCGACGGUGCGCAGGCAAGGCCUGGCUGCUCUGGUUCACUUCCUCUUCGGCCCUCCCCGGCUCCAGCCGCAACUGCAGGGAGAGCGGGAGCUGGCUCUGGCCAUGGCGCAGUGUGGUUUGGAUGAUAACGAGAGGGUGCACAUGAGAAUCCUGCAGACCAUUUACAAGAAGCUGACCCGCUCCAGGCUGGGCUGCCCACGCUACGGGGCGCAUUGGGAAGAGCUCGGCUUUCAAGGUGCGGAUCCCGGGACUGACCUGCGCGGGACGGGGAUGCUGGGCCUGAUGCAGUUGCUCUACUUCGUCAUGGACGCUCAGACGCUGCCACUAGCUCACGAGAUUUUCAAGCUAUCCCGGCAUGAAACCCAGAAUUUCCCCUUCUGCAUCAUGUCCGUGAACAUCACCCGCAUCGUCAUCCAGGCCCUGAGGGAGGAAUGUCUCUCCAGGGAGUGCAACCGCCGGCAGCAGGUCAUCGCCGUGCUGAACGACCUGUACGCGGCGGCCUUCCUGCAGCUCUACCGCCUCUGGAAGUGGCAGCACAAGACCAUCGCUGACUCCGGUUUCCUCCUCAAGGAGCUGGAGUUCUCUGCCAAAAAGAAGCCGAAGCAACUCCUGAAGUCCCUGGAGGCCUACGUGAACCGUGGCCCUGCGGCCGACGGCCUCCUGCGCCCGUCCCCUGCCCCUGGCGACGAGAUGGACUUCACUGGUGUUUGCGACCCGCGGGUUGAGCUGGAAGGAGAAGCCCGGCUGAUCUGACGGGGAGGGAGACGUGCUGCGGGGAGCUCCGCUUGCCGCUCGGCUCCCAGGGAACGCCCGGGAAGGGCCGUCAAGGCCGAGGUGGUAGCCAGAGAGCGAUGGGAGGUGGCCGCUGCCCUGAGAAGGGUCUGGGACUGAGCUGAGAGUGGUUUGGAGCCUGGGAUGCCGCCGAGGGUAGAUUUUUUUUUUUGCCCUAAAUCCCCAGAAAAGUUGUCCUGGUCCUUCCCUGCGGUGCCGGCACUGCUGGGUGCUGCGGGAGCGAUCCGUGGGAUUCACCCCUCUCCAGGCAAGAAUCCUAUGGAGCGGAGGAGGCAAACGUGGGUUUUUUGAGCUGCAGACCUCAGGCUUGGGCUGGUCCGUCUGUCUCUCUCGAAUCCGUGGCCCUGUCUGCCUUUACCCCGGACAGGAAAGGUUAGUGAUGCUCCAGGCGGAGCUGGAGCUCAGUGACGGGGCUCCCAAAUGGAAUCAUGGCUCCGUCGGCAGCCGGGAGGGUGUAAAACCCCUGGCUUCGGGCUGCAGCACCUCGGUGCGGGGUAAGAGCAUGAGCAGAGUCGUCAUCGUCCCCGCCAACAAAGCUGGGGCAGGGCAGGUUUGGGGAGCCCCCCCUGAACUCCCCCGGGGCACUAGUGGUGCGGCAGCACCUAAAUAGGUCAUUAAAGGGAGGAAAAAGUGCUUUUCCCGGUGUUAGCGAUGACUUUUGGCCUUGGAUUUGGAUCUGGUUUGUGCGGCUGGGUGAAGGGGGGGGUUUGUGCUGGUGGGGGAGAGUGGGGAAGGGCGAAGCAGGGUCUGCCCGGCCCCUGGGAGGCCGAUUUGGGGCUCAGUGGUGGAAAACCUGCUCCAGAGGAGAGAAACCAGGGUGGGAUCCUGCCGCGCGGCGCCGGGAGCACUGAGAAGGGGAGGAAAAAUCCCUGCCAGCCUCCGCCUCUGCGGGAGCAGCUGCUUGGGAUCAGGGAAACCUGGGUUUAGAGGAGACCAGGCUUUGGCUCGCAGGUUCCCGAGGUGCCGUUUCCCAACAGGCUCCCUCCUUCCCGGCCCUCCCUGCCUCAGUUUCCCCCUUGGUGAAAUCCGAAUCGCCGCCCAGGGACAAGCUGGGAGCAGCAGCGGGUGCUCCGUGCCUGACGCCAGCCUCCAGUAGGGGCUUACAAAUGAUCCUAAAGCAUCUUCAGCCCACAAAAUAGUGUGUGUGGGGGACAAAGCACCUGGAUCUGGAGAUAAAAAGGUGUGUUUGAACAGGAGAGGUGGGGAGCCGGUGGGAUAACGGAGCGGUUCGUCGCCGACAGCUGCCGGGUGCUGUUAUCCUCCUGGAACGGCGAUUGCUUUCCCAGCAGCGGGGUGGAAAAUGCGUCCCCCAGCUGAAAAAAAACCCAACAAACUAAUA
Molecule: messenger RNA, 3019 nt
Organism: Chroicocephalus ridibundus (black-headed gull)
Lineage: Eukaryota; Metazoa; Chordata; Aves; Charadriiformes; Laridae
Gene: ELMOD3
Product: ELMO domain containing 3
Exons: 11
Coding region: 493-1641 (382 amino acids)
Source: RefSeq, a predicted model, not a curated record